GGCCACCAGUGUUGAAAUCGAGCUCGCUCUUCUCCAUCGUCCAUACUCCACUUGGUACUCCUCUAUUUUUUAUUGAAUCGCGAUGGCUAGAAAUAGGUUUUACGUUGUCCAGGUGGGCCGGUCGCCUGGUAUCUACUCUAGCUAUUGGGAUGCGCAACGCCAGACUCUGCGCUUUCCGCGAGGCUAUUUGAAGGGGUUUACCUCGCUUGCAGCAGCUGAAAAGUACUUCGGAAUGGGUACCGAGAGCUCCUGCAUGCCUGACAAGCUCCAGAUUUCGACUAGUGCGGAGGCAAGGAAUAGCCUAAAGGUGUAUGCUGACGGUGUAUGUCGUGGGAAUGGCCGAGAGGUGGCACAGGGUGGAUUUGGGGUGUACUUUGGAUUCAGUGAUCCUCGUAACCGACAGGGAGCACUGAAAGGUCCUCAGCAGACAAACCAGCGGGCAGAUCUGGCAGCGGUACUGUGUGCAAUUCAGUUGGCAGCCAAGGAGCAGAUCCCUGCGGGCAUGCAGAGACGGCCUGUGCAGAUCUAUACCAAGUCUUCGUAUGUCAUUUUCUGUCUUACUGCUGGCUACCAAAAGUGGGUUCGUAACGGAUGGCAGACAGCUUCGGGAGCACCGGUCAAGAAUCAGGAUCUAAUUGCGGAUAUCGUGACUGAGGCAAGACAGAGCGGGUUGCUGGUUAGUGUGGACCAUAUCCGCAAGAACUCGCGUAAUGUAGGGAUUGAGAGGGCCAAUGAAAUGGCAGCUUACGCGGCUAGAGGUGCUAUGGAUAACCGAGAUAUUAACGACCUCACGUACCGCAUUAGCAAUGUUGCUAUUGCCUGAUGACCAAAAGACACCAGGAUUGCAAUAACAUAGCAGUUUAAUCCCUAACAUCAAACAUAAUAAUAUAGCACUCCAGAUGGACACCUCCUGAUGAAUUGUAGCCGUCAAACAAACCAUG
Linderina pennispora is the source of this 941-nucleotide messenger RNA. RefSeq names its product ribonuclease H-like protein. Bases 83 to 823 code for a protein of 246 amino acids. Lineage: Eukaryota; Fungi; Kickxellomycota; Kickxellomycetes; Kickxellales; Kickxellaceae. The transcript has a single exon. Gene Ontology annotation, molecular function: RNA-DNA hybrid ribonuclease activity; magnesium ion binding; nucleic acid binding. Gene Ontology annotation, biological process: DNA replication, removal of RNA primer. The record is from RefSeq and is a predicted model, not a curated record.